AUGCUUCGGAUAUUUUACCUCAUCUCGAUCUGCCUGGGCCUGACAUUAUGCCAAAGCUUGUAUGGACCCUCUCAACUCGACGCCUAUUUCCGACUCCUACGAAAUAGAAAUCUUGGAGGAUUCGGUACCCUCGACAACAUUGCAAGCAGAAUUCAAAUUGCUGAGAAGCAGCAGUUCCUCUCCGGUUUGCCACCACUGCCAAUGACUCAUGAUGAAGGUACAUACAGAUUUCAUUCGGCUUGCUAUAACUUUUCUGUUCAGUCAUUCACGUUUUGACAACCGAAUCACCAACGACCACCGCAAAACCAACAGCCAGACCGACAACACCUCCGCCAGCUGUGGACCCGUUUGUUGUGAACAAUGUUCCGGAAAUUCCACCUAUUCCGGAAGAAAGGUAAUUUCGGUGUUAAAUCGUUCUGCUAGUCGAUAUUUCCUUUAGAAUUGGUGGAACCUAUGACGAAGAUGGAAACUUUGUGGCCGCCACAAACUUGGUGACAGAAAAAAAGCGUAACCUGGCGCGAGGUGCCCGUAAUUAUCAAUUAAGUGACACAGCCACCACAAGAGGCUACGCUUACGUUGCCCAAUUCCAUCAGCCAAUUCACGUCAGUUUUCUAAUCCCUAAAAGUUGAAGCUUCAAGAAAAAUGUGUUCAGCAUCCCCAGCAUCGUGCGAUCCGACAACAAACCACUCCAAAGCCAUUCACCUAUCCACCACUGGUUUUCAGGUACGUAUGGUUUUCAAGGAACUCACUUUCAUGCCGUUUCAGAGCUAAACCACAACCAUCCAACCGAGAUCAGUACCUGAACAAUUUGCUAUUGGAAAUUGAGGAAUACGACGAUUUUCUGGUAGACGUUGGUUUUCUUUCCUAGCUUAAAGUAUUAUAUUCAGGAUCAAGUGAACCAGUACAAAACGCGGUACCCCGGGGCUCAGGUCCCCAACCCAUACCAAGCUCUUCCUGAAGGAAAGCUGCCAGCUCUUGCUCAAUACAAAAAGAAAAAGUGA
Molecule: messenger RNA, 1001 nt
Organism: Caenorhabditis sp. 36 PRJEB53466
Lineage: Eukaryota; Metazoa; Nematoda; Chromadorea; Rhabditida; Rhabditidae
Source: the annotation of a GenBank genome assembly